This is a messenger RNA of Nyctereutes procyonoides (raccoon dog), 3054 nucleotides long. It is a transcript of the gene TSGA10, whose product is annotated as testis specific 10. The record is from RefSeq and is a predicted model, not a curated record. The transcript has 20 exons. Bases 33 to 2711 code for a protein of 892 amino acids. NCBI's taxonomy places the organism in Eukaryota, Metazoa, Chordata, Mammalia, Carnivora, Canidae.
CUGGCGCCGGCGGUGGCCUGCCAGUCGUCGCGAUGAGCUCCGGGGAGGAUGUCGGGCGGAGGAGUCCGGGGAGGGACUCGGAGCUCCAGGUUACCACCAAAGAACAUGAUUUUGGUCUAGGGGCUCCAGUUUCUGAAGCUGAAAAAUACCAGAAUACUCUCCAGCUAGAACAAGAAGUGAGAAAUCAAGAUAAAUUCAUCUCUGCACUGAAAUUACAGAUUGAAGAUCUCAAACAGACAAAUCAUGACUUGGAAGAAUAUGUUAGGAAACUCUUGGAUAGUAAGGAGGUGGUAAGCAGUCAAGUAGAUGAUUUAACCAGCCACAAUGAGCAUCUUUGUAAAGAAUUGAUUAAAAUUGACCAACUAGCAGAGCAACUAGAAAAAGAGAAAAAUUUUGUGGUGGAUACUGCUGACAAAGAACUUGAAGAAGCAAAGAUUGAACUCAUUUGCCAGCAAAAUAAUAUAAUAGUAUUGGAAGAUACAAUUAAAAGGCUUAGAUCUAUAAUUUUAGAGACUGAAAAAGCACAAAAUAAAUCUCCUUCCAGACUUGAUUCCUUUGUCAAGACUUUAGAAGCAGACAGAGAUUACUACAAGAGUGAAGCUCAAAAUUUGAGAAAGAUGAUCAGAAGUAGAUCUAAAAGUCCAAGACGCCCAUCUCCAUCUUCCCGGGGUACAAACUGUGAUGUCGAGCUUUUGAAGACAACAAGAGACCGUGAAGAACUUAAAUGCAUGCUGGAAAAAUAUGAGCGUCAUUUGGCAGAAAUUCAGGGUAAUGUCAAGGUUCUUACAUCUGAAAGAGACAAGACCUUUCUUCUUUAUGAACAGGCACAAGAAGAAAUUGCCCGACUUCGACGAGAAAUGAUGAAAAACUGUAAAUCUCCUAAAUCAACAACAGCACAUGCCAUCCUCCGGCGGGUGGAGACUGAAAGAGAUGUAGCCUUCACUGAUUUACGAAGAAUGACCACAGAACGAGAUAGCCUGAGGGAAAGGCUAAAGAUUGCCCAAGAGACAGCAUUUAAUGAGAAGGCCCAUUUGGAACAAAGGAUAGAGGAGCUGGAGUGUACAGUUCAUAACCUUGAUGAUGAACGUAUGGAGCAAAUGUCAAAUAUGACUUUGAUGAAGGAAACCAUAACUACUGUGGAAAAAGAAAUGAAAUCACUAGCAAGAAAGGCAAUGGACACUGAAAGUGAACUUGGCAGACAAAAGGCAGAGAAUAAUUCUUUGAGACUUUUAUAUGAAAAUACAGAAAAAGAUCUCUCUGAUACUCAGCGACAUCUUGCUAAGAAAAAGUAUGAGCUACAGCUUACUCAGGAGAAAAUUAUGUGCUUGGAUGAAAAAAUUGAUAAUUUUACCAGGCAAAGUAUUGCCCAGAGAGAAGAAAUCAGCAUUCUUGGUGCAACCCUCAACGAUAUGGCUAAAGAAAAGGAAUGCCUGCAAACAUGUUUGGAUAAAAAAUCUGAGAAUAUUGCAUCCCUUGGAGAGAGUUUGGCAAUGAAAGAAAAGACCAUUUCAGGCAUGAAGAAUAUCAUUGCUGAGAUGGAACAGGCAUCAAGACAGUCUACUGAAGCCCUAAUUAUGUGUGAACAAGACAUUUCCAGAAUGCGUCGGCAAUUGGAUGAAACAAAUGAUGAGCUGGCUCAGAUUGCCAGGGAAAGAGAUAUCUUGGCUCAUGAGAAUGACAAUCUCCAAGAACAGUUUUCUAAAGCUAAACAAGAAAACCAGGCCCUGUCUAAAAAAUUGAAUGAUACGCACAAUGAACUAAAUGACAUAAAACAGAAGGUCCAAGAUACUAAUUUGGAGGUUAACAAGCUGAAGAAUAUAUUAAAGUCUGAAGAAUCUGAGAACCGGCAAAUGAUGGACCAACUCCGAAAAGCCAAUGAAGAUGCUGAAAACUGGGAAAAUAAGGCCCGUCAAGCAGAGGCAGAUAACAAUACCCUCAAAUUAGAACUUAUCACUGCUGAGGCAGAGGGUAACAGAUUGAAAGAAAAAGUAGAUUCUCUGAACAGAGAGGUUGAGCAGCACUUAAAUGCAGAAAGGUCUUACAAGUCCCAGAUUUCUACCUUACACAAGUCAGUUGUAAAGAUGGAAGAAGAACUUCAGAAGGUUCAGUUUGAAAAAGUGUCUGCCCUUGCAGAUUUAUCUUCCACAAGGGAACUUUGUAUUAAACUUGACUCAAGCAAAGAACUUCUUAAUCGACAGCUGAUUGCCAAAGAUCAAGAAAUAGAAAUGAUGGAGAAUGAGUUAGAUUCUGCUCGCUCUGAAAUAGAACUCCUCAGGAGUCAGAUGACAAAUGAGAGAAUCUCCAUGCAGAAUCUAGAAGCUUUGCUGGUGGCCAAUCGAGACAAAGAAUAUCAGUCUCAGAUAGCGCUUCAAGAAAAAGAAUCCGAAAUUCAGCUUCUUAAAGAACACCUUUGUUUGGCAGAAAAUAAAAUGGCCAUCCAGAGUAGAGACGUGGCCCAGUUCAGAAAUGUUGUAACACAAUUGGAAGCCGAUUUAGACAUUACCAAACGACAACUAGGGACGGAACGCUUUGAAAGAGAGAGGGCUGUACAAGAACUUCGCCGCCAGAAUUACUCAAGUACUGCUUAUCAUAUGAGUUCUACAAUAAAGCCAAAUACAAAAUGUCAUUCACCAGAACGUACUCACCAUCGAUCUCCUGACCGAGGCCUAGAUCGAUCAUUAGAAGAGAAUCUUUGCUAUAGAGAUUUCUGACACAUGAAAAGAUUCUUCACAUCCUUGGGAAAGGUCAAAGUUACAAACUGAUUUUUUUUUUGCUAUAUGAUUGCAUUUAUCUUUUGAAUGCUUGACAAUGUUAAAUGUAUUUAUUAACUUUGUGCCUCUGAAUCUCUGUUCUCAUGUGCCAUAUCGCAGUGAUCUGAGAUGACUUAUAGAAACAAAAUGCAUAUGGCUCUUUCUAUCCAUGCAGUAAUAGUGAGUGUAAAAUCUGCUUACUUCACUAUUGAACACUGUUAUGUUAACUAUCCCGAGUAAAUAAAGAAGCUUAUAAAAAGAGGGAAAAGUGUUUUUACAAAACUGAUUUCCUUUCCUUUCUUGA